AGAGAGCCGACCCUAUGGCUCAGGGCUGAGCUAUAUAAGUACCGGUCACAGACCUGGACUUCACAUUCACUCUCUCUCCUCCUCAUUCCAACUAUUUAGCAACUGCUCUGUAAAUAUACCACAGAAAAAAGCAGGAGUACAAAACCUUUCCAUUUCACAGAGAAACCUUUGCCUGGAGAGACCUGUGUGUGAGAGGUCAAAGAGGUCAGAGGUCAUUAACGGGAGCCAGGAUGGGAUGCUUCUCAAGAUGGACAUUUCUUCUGCUUCUUUUAGGAUUUACAGGCACCUUUUCUCAAGGGCCGUGGAGAAGUAUCAUGGGGACAUCAUGGAGACCAAACCCAGCUGUGUACCAUAACGAAGAUAAUUAUGAGUGGACCACAUGGUUCAAUGUAGAUCACCCUGGAGGGCAAGGAGACUAUGAGAAGCUGAAUGCCAUUCGUUUUUAUUAUCGAGCCCGUGUCUGUGAGGUUCCUCGAGCUCUAGAGGCACGUACCACCGAGUGGAUCCCAGCUCGAAGCACUGGGGAAAGAGUACAUGCUGACCCAGCUCUGGGCUUCUGGUGCAUCAAUGAUGAACAGCCUGUUGGGAGAAACUGCUCAAACUAUGCUGUACGUUUCCUGUGUCCUAAAGAAAUAGUUUCAGAUGUUGAAGAAGUGAUAUGGGGUCCAUGGUCAGACUGGAGUCUGUGUCAAGCUCAGUGUGAUCAGGUUGCAAUACAGCAUCGCUCUAGAAGCUGCAAAUCCAGUUCCAAACAAUGCAACGGUCAAACUGUCGAAGCCAGGUCAUGCCAAGGACCACCUUGCCCACGCUGUGAACUGCACUGUGUAAUGGGCAAGGUAAAUGAUGAGUGUGAUGGCUGCAAGUGCCAGGAUCAUACAGUUUUAGGAUCAGUCCGUAGUGCCGGGGGUCUUCCUGCACCUGGAGCUGCCAUCCUCCAUGCUGGUCCUAGGCCCAAACUCUUUACUGUAACUGAUCACAAUGGUCAUUUUCAAGUCCCUGGCAUCUGCCCUGAUGGCAACACAACUCUAAUGAUCAAGCUCAAAAAUCACUCUCCACAUCAAGUCACUGUGCCCCUGAGCACCGAACGCACCUCCGUUCUCCAUUUGAAGCUAGAGAGAGCAAAAAAACUGUAUGUGUUGAAAAACCCUGAGAACAAGGCCAGAAGGGAAGGUCAGACAGCUGCCUUCUGUUGUAAGGUUGAUGGGACACCUGAACCAAUCCAGUAUGAAUGGUUCCACAAUGGUACUCUGCUGGACAGGAGUCAAUAUCAAUAUGAUGAGACACUGGUUCUGAGGAAUGUCAGUUUGGACCAUAUAGGAGAAUACUACUGCAGAGCCAGUAAUGAGAAUGGAGCUAUCAAAUCUAAGCCAGCUACCCUCACAGUUAUUGGUCAAAAAGCCCCAUCAUGCAACCCUAAACCUUAUUCCCAUCUGAUUCGACUGCCACACGACUGCUUUCAAAAUGAGACCAACUCUUUGUACUACGAUGUGGGGAGAUGCCCAACAUCUGCGUGCACAGGGAAGCUGGAUAACGGCAUCAGAUGCAAAGACUCAAUUUCCUACUGCUGUGGAAUUUCAGACAUGGAGAAGAAAGAGAUUUCAUGUCAGGGAUAUCAGUUGCCUGUCAUGGUAGUAACUCAAUGCGGUUGUAAAACAUGUGUGGACACAAAGGCUAUCAUUCGUGGACGUGCUAUCGCAGCAGACACUGGUGAGCCCAUGAGGUUUGGACACAUCUACAUGGAUGGUGCAAGAGUAAGUCGAACUGGAUACAAAGGCACAUUCUCUAUCCAGGUACCAACAAACACAGAGCGUAUGGUCCUCACCUUUGUGGACAACAUGCAGAAGUUUGUGAAUACCACAAAAGUGCUACCAUUCAAUCCUAGAGGUGGAGCUGUGUUCCACGAGAUCAAGCUGUUGAGGAAAAAGCCAGCUGUGAUUAUUAGCUCAAGAGAGACUAAUAAGCUAGAUCUUGGUGAGAUAGAAGGCCAGGAACCCAUUGCUGAGAUCGAGAUCCCACCAGAUGCAUUCUAUAAAGAAAAUGGAGAGGUGUUCAUGGGAAAUGUCAAGGCCAGUGUGACUUUCCUUGACCCCAGGGAUGUAUCAACAGCAGCGGCAGCCCAAAGUGAUCUCAACUUUAUUGGCAAUGAAGGUGACACUCUGCCCUUGAGGACCUAUGGAAUGUUCUCUGUGGACUUCAGGGAUGAAGAAGGAGGUGAUUCGCUCAAUGCCGGAGAGGUGAAAGUGCGUCUCGAUGCAGCACAAGUGAAGAUGCCCGAGCACUUGAAGACCAUGAAAUUAUGGUCCCUUAAUCCUGACACUGGUUUGUGGGAGGAAGAGGGCCAGUUCCAGGCUGAGAAGAAACAAAGGGGGAAAAGAGAGGAGAGGACCUUCCUCAUAGGUAACAUGGAAAUCCGUGAGAGACGUCUGUUUAACUUGGAUGUACCUGAGAACAGGAGAUGUUAUGUGAAAGUGCGGGCUUUCCGUAGUGAACGAUACAUGCCUAGCGAGCAAACUGAAGGAGUUGUGAUGACUUUAAUAAAUAUGGAGCCCACACCAGGGUUUUCAACCAACCCUCGGGCUUGGGGUAGAUUUGAUAGCGUCAUUACGGGCCCAAAUGGUGCAUGUCUUCCAGCCUUCUGUGAUGAACAAAAAUCAGAUGCAUAUUCAGCCUACGUCAUGGCCAACCUAGGGGGAGAAGAGCUAGAAGCAGUAGCAUCCUCUCCAAAGUUGAACCCUAACAUUAUUGGUGUCCCGCAGCCAUAUUUGAAUAAACUGAACUACAGACGCACAGAUCAUGAUGAUCCCAGAAUAAAAAAGACAGCAUUUAGCAUCAAUUUGGCCAAACCUCGAUCAAAUGUGGCUGAGGAGGCCAAUGGUCCAGUUUAUUCAUUUGACAAACUUAAAGAGUGUGAGGAAGCGCCAUUCAGUGCAGCUCAUUUCCGUUUCUCAAGAGUUGAAGGAGAUCGGUACGAUUACAACACAGUGCCUUUUAAUGAGGAUGACCCCAUGAGCUGGACUGAAGACUAUUUGAGUUGGUGGCCAAAACCGAUGGAGUACAGGGCCUGCUACAUUAAAGUAAAACUUAACAGCGGCCAUGAGCUAAAUGUCCGCUCUCGCAAUAUGGGAGGUACCCAUCCAAAAGCUGUUGGCCAACUGUAUGGCAUUCGUGAUACAAGAAGCAUCCGAGACAUGGAUCAAUCAACUGUUUCAGCAGUGUGUCUGGAGUUCAAGUGCAGUGGGAUGCUGUAUGAUCAAGACCGAGUGGAUCGGACCCUUGUGAAAGUAAUGCCUCAGGGCAGCUGUAAGCGAGACAGUGUAAACAGCAUGCUUCAGGAAUACUUGGUAAAUCACCUUCCACUGGCUGUCAACAAUGACACAAAUGAGUUCACCAUGCUUGCACCUCUAGACCCUCUUGGCCACAACUAUGGUAUAUAUACGGUAACUGACCAAGAUCCUAGAACAGCCAAAGAAAUUGCACUUGGCCGUUGCUUUGAUGGCACUUCAGAUGGCACCUCUCGAGUCAUGAAGAGCAAUGAAGGAGUGGCAUUAACUUUCACCUGUGGCGAUAAAGAGAUCACUAGGCAGAGCAUGUUCCAGCAGAUACAGAACUCAAUGGGUCAGGCCACAGCUGGAAGUGCACAGUCAGGAAGACGAAACCGGAAGCAGAGGGGUGGCUCAACAGCACCUCGCAGUAGUAAGAGGAGGAGUACUCGUAAUUCCUACAUACGUGCCCAGACCACUGGUUGAUAUUCCUAGAACUUAAAAAAUAUACAAGACUAGACAGAUCCAUUCCCUUAUGAGAGCAGCUCUCAUAUUUUACUCAAAAGUUACUGGAUUUAAGCCAUUUUAAAACUUAAAAACAUUAAGAUUGUUUUUGAAUAUGGCUGGGGCAACAUCCCAAAGCAAUUUAGUAUUGCUGAUAACAUCAACUGGCAAACAGUAUUACAGAUUUCAUGAAUUGCUCAAGUAAUGGAGUGAAGACAACACUUUUUCCUUCAUUAAAGGCCUAUCAAAGCCAUAAACUACAAUCAUAUUA
Messenger RNA from Puntigrus tetrazona (Sumatra barb), 4035 nucleotides. RefSeq names its product cartilage intermediate layer protein, nucleotide pyrophosphohydrolase. The record is from RefSeq and is a predicted model, not a curated record. NCBI's taxonomy places the organism in Eukaryota, Metazoa, Chordata, Actinopteri, Cypriniformes, Cyprinidae. The transcript is spliced from 9 exons. Bases 231 to 3746 code for a protein of 1171 amino acids.